GGUAUGAUGGUACAGUGUGAAACAGCCACACAACAUGCUGUUCUAGAAGUUGGCAGAACUUCAGUAGCUGUCACAGCGGUGACUAUCCUAGAAAACGGAUCCGUAAUAGCUGCAUACUCUUCUUUCCUGGAAAACCUUGACACAAAACAGCGACUGAAAGUGUUCAAGCACCAGGCUGUACAUUCUAUUAACGUGAGUAAUUCUUCUCUUCUAGUGUGUGGGGGUCGUAGCAUUUGUAUUGUUGAUCUGUCAUGUGAGAAUCAAAUGAGCAUAUCUUGUCCUGAACGCCGCUUGAAAGACUGGAUUAUUUCAGCUGCCUGGAUGAGUGAGACAAUCAUAGCUGUUCUAUUCUCCUACAAUAGCGUAGCUAUACUAGACACUUCUUUAACAAGUACGAAGACCGUACAAUGUGAUAGCUGUUGCAUUAUUUAUGGAGGUUGUUUAGUAGUUGAAGAGGGUGUGUUAGUUUGUUGUUCCGGUACAGUAUUUAACAAGCCAUUGUUGUGGAAACCUCUGCUUGAAUCUAAAGUAGUCAUGGCAUACGAAGGUCACGGUGGCGUUAUUUUCGACAUCAAGCUUUCAGAGAGCAGACUGUAUACUGUAUCCGACGAUAGAACACUUAUCAUUUGGAAUCGUUCCUCAGGAGAGAUAGAACACAGGUUAUACGGACAUACAGCUAGAGUUUUGAAGGUUGUUCUGAUGCCGUGGUGUGACGGAGUAGUGUCAGUAGGUGAAGAUAAUCAGUGUAUUGUGUGGUCAGGGGGUACUGGGGAGAAGGUGCACUGCCUCACCCCGCACACCGGUCAGGGCAUCAGAAGCGUCCAUUGCAACAACAGCACUAUAGUUACUGGAGGCUGGGAUUCCACUGUUGUCUCUUACACGUUGUCCAGUAGAGAAUCUGUCUGUAAAGAGGAGGAGUUUAUCUCUUGUCUAGCUGAGGAUCCCCCCAAGUGGGUAUCCUGGACUGGGGAUGGUAAACUUAUAGUACAAGUUGCAAGUGGUGAGCUGAGACUGUAUGACGGUUCUCUUGAUAGUUUUGAGGUUGUGAUGUCAGAGGAGGACUCAAGAUUUAAAGGGUAUUCUAAACAUUGUAAGGUAGGAGAUGUGCUGGUAAUAGGAGGAAUAAGAGGAAGUAUCAGUUUGUUAGAUUGUAAGAGUUUGAAUUGCAGAUCUGUGAAUUGUGAUGAGGAGAGCAAGAUCUUCUCUUUAACUGCAGUUUCUUGUGAAGAUACGAAUUUGUUUAUAUCCUGUCAAGGAGCUGGAUAUCUUACUCUCUGGAAGAUAAACGAGAACUUGUCUGCUGAGCCAUUCAAUAAUUUCACUCUUCCUAAAUGUAAAAACAGAUGGCUCACAUCAGCUUGUUUUGAAGAGUCUGGAAAGUACCUGGUACUUGGUGACCGGAAGGGAGGGAUACAUUUGUAUUGUUUUGCUGAGAAUAUUUCAAAAUCCCACGACGCUAAAGAUCCUUUAUGCAGCUUUGCAGGUCUACACGGUGACAAUGGUAUCAGCCAGAUAACCUCCCAAAAUAAGUUAGUUGUUAGUGUUGGUAGAGAUGGAAAUGUUCGGUAUUUCAAAAUCAAAGAGGGACGUUUGGUUAUUGUUAAGAAAUAUAAGCCUAUUUCAAGUGUUUGUUGGAUAGAAAAGUUGGAGCAAAGAGACAGUUUAACAAUGAUGUACUACUUCCAUGGGCAGCAUUUUGAAGUGAAAGUUUUAGAGUCCGGUGUAACAAUAUGUUCUGUUGAAUGUGGAGGAGGACAUCGAAGUUGGGACGUUAUUAUCGAGGAGAGUUCUGCUCACUUUGCUUACAUCAACAACUCAAAAUUGAAGACAGUAAAACAACAAAUAACUUCGAACCAGUUUAAACGAUACGGUACUAAGAGUCACGGUUCCGAGAUCCACUCAGCGGUGUAUUACAAGGAUCUGAUAGUGACUGCAGGAGAGGACUGCACCCUGAUAGCACACUCUACGGAGACUGCAGUCCAGGUCUCCGGCCACAUCUCUAGUGUUCAGGCAAUUUGUGUUACAAACAGCGGUAUCCUGUUCAGUGCUGGUGGACGGGGCUCACUGAAAGCCUGGCACAUUCCUGAGGGUAGAACUGAUCUUGAGCUGGUAUCUGACUACACGGUCGUCUCUAAAACUCACAUCCCAGUGGGCUACAACUCCAGCUACAGGUUCGACCAGAGAAACUCAGAUAACGACCAGAGAGUCCUCUCUCUGGACUGUUGUGAAUCACGUGAUCCUCAGUUUUCGUGUUUUGUGGCGUGUGGACUAUCUAACGGUGAAGUGUACCUCCUCGGUUACACUCUCUCUAACAAGUUUGUCAGACUCCUGUCAGAUUAUCAGACCAAUUGUAUUACCCGGGUUAAAUUGACAGAAACUUCCUCGGAAACCGGGACACUUUUGUUGUUGUCAGCGACAACAUUCGGCAUGGUACACGGACUGAACAUAUGUGGGAGCGCUAUAGAUAGUAGAUUUAGUUAUCACCUGCAUUCCUCUGGUAUCAACGGACUGGACCUAAGAUUAGGGCCCUCUGCACAAGUUUUAACGAUAGGUGAUGAUGGUGAUGUAAUAAGGUCCACCUUAUCAGUAACCCGUCUGGACUCCAUUAACCCCGUAGCCAGACGUACCACUCAUUUUUCUGCCGGCAUUGCUGUUAGGUUUUUAAACACUGAUAGAGUUAUUACUGUCGGAAGCGACCAAAGACUCUUCAUCCUAGACCUAGAUUUAACUGCAGUGUACUGUUGCUAUGUGGACGUGCCAGAUCCCCAUGAUCUGGUCCUCUCAUAUUCAACUAGUCGGGGAGAUAUUGCUGUCCUGGUGUGUGGUAAAGGGUAUCAAGAGUUUACCACGUCUGGUUCCCUCCUGCCCGUUUAGUGAAUUUGUCGCUAUUUAUAGAGAGAGACGGAUAAGAUUGCGGUGCUGAUAGUUCAUGUUCUGAAAUAGCAUCUGCAAAACGGGCUAACUUAUAUUUGGUCUGGAGAUGUGAUCGGAAUUAUAUCUGCCACCUCAUGUGCUUUUAGAG
This is a messenger RNA of Bolinopsis microptera, 3022 nucleotides long. RefSeq names its product tRNA (34-2'-O)-methyltransferase regulator WDR6-like. The transcript has a single exon. NCBI's taxonomy places the organism in Eukaryota, Metazoa, Ctenophora, Tentaculata, Lobata, Bolinopsidae. Gene Ontology annotation, molecular function: protein binding. Gene Ontology annotation, biological process: tRNA methylation. The record is from RefSeq and is a predicted model, not a curated record. The coding region runs from base 4 to 2874 and encodes 956 amino acids. Gene Ontology annotation, cellular component: cytoplasm.